AUGGGAAGCGCCGAUUGCGUCGUCAAGCGCGGAUCCGUGGACUCACCUGCAGUGGUUGAAGUGAAGGGGAUUACAACGAGGGUAGUACUGCCUGGGCCCACGUCACUUGGACAGGCGGAUGACUCAGCAGCGGAGCGAGGUGCGGUUGGUGACGUCAGCAUAGUAAAGGACGGACCGACCGAGAUGGCGGGCGUUACUAACGGUCGAGAAGCCCUAGGUGCGGCAAUGACAAGGAAGGGCUGUGAGAAUGAGGAGGAGGAAAAAUCAGCGGAGGGAAUGAAAGAAGCGGAGGGGAGGAAAGCAGUGGAGGGGGGGACAGGAGCGGAAGACACGAAAGACGCAGAGGGGGACGAAAUGGAAGAGGAGGAGGAGGAAGACGAGGAGGAGACAGAUCGGGAAGAGGAGGAGGAGGAAGAGAGAAAUGAGGCGAAAGAGACGAUCCGGGCGCCGGAAACGGAGGAAAUUGCGGGACAUAUUGACGGCGAGGUAAUUCGUGCUAGAUUAAUCUCCGAUUUCGUUCGUCAGGGCCCCGUGACCGCUGCCGCUGGAGCUACUCGCUGCCUCGCGGGGGGUACGAGCAUGGGGGGAGGAGGGAGCAGUAAUCUGGUGAAGGCAAAAACGGGAGCGCGAAAGGGGAGAGGGAAGGGGACGAGUAAGGACGGGGUUGAACGAGAGUUGAAGCGGAAGCAGCGAGAGGAAGAGAGGGAGAGGAAGCGACAGAAGGAGGAGGAGGCGAAGGAAGUGAAGAGGAAGAAAAGGGAGGAGAUGGAAGCUAAGAAGAAGCAAGAGGAUGAAGAGAAGGAGGAGAAGCGGCGGAAGCGGGAGGAGGAGAGGAAGAAGAAGGAAGAGGAGAAGGAGCAGAAGCGGCAGCAGGAGGAGGGUGAGAGGCUGCGCAAGCAAAAAGCGCGAGAGGAGAAGGAGGCGAAAAGGAAGGAGGAGGAGCGAGAGAGGGAGCUCAAGCGGAAGAAGCAGGAGGAGGCGGAGGAGAAGCAGCGGGCGGCAAAGCAGAAAGCGGCUAAUUUCAUGAGUCGGUUUUUGGGCAAGAAGAAGGACGAGACUAAGGCAAGGACCGAUAAGAAUACUCAUUCCUCUCCAGCAGCCGCUGCACCUGCCGAUUCCGCCGCUCCAGCGGAACCAGCGCACGCGGGCGCAGCAGCAGGCGGAGGGGCCGGGGAAGCGCCAGGCGCGGGGGCAGGGGCCUCGGGGAGCGGGGCGGGGGAGAAGCCUCCCCCUGCCGCGAAGGCUUCCCCUUUUCUUCCGCCGCCGGCCAGCGCAGCGCGGCUUGGCGCGCCUCUGUCCGCCAGCACAGAGGCCAUUGACGCGCAGCUUGCGCGCCCGUGCGCGCUAACCCAGGCGGAGCUGCUCAGGUGGGAUGCGGUGGGGGAAAGGAGUGGGCGCGCUCUGGGGUCGGGCGUGCACGCUGGGGGAAAAGAGUGGGCACGCGCUGCGGGGAGGGGAGUGGGUGAAGGGGUGCGGAGUGUGGAUUUUUAUUCUUUUCCGCCUCUCCGCGCACUCCCCGCCCUCUGCGUUCUGCCCGCCCUCCGCUCACUCCCCGCCCUCCGCUCACUCCCCGCCCUCCGCUCACUCCCCGCCCUCUGCGUUCUCCCCGCCCUCCGCUCACUCCCCGCCCUCUGCGUUCUCCCCGCCCUCCGCUCACUCCCCGCCUUUCCACCGUCCUCCAACCCCCCAACCCCUUUCCACCCGUCCAGUUCCCUGUGCCAGAAGUGGAACGCACACCACGCCCUUGCCCCCACCGACCCGCCUUCCAAGCCAAGCGCCCAGAGCAUCCGCCGCCGCUGCAGGCACAGGCCGUGGGGAACGCGCAAGCUUCCGCGCGUUGCUCCGCCCGACGUCGGCAGCAGCAGCAGCGCCGUCGGGCGCGCGCAUAAGCACGCGGGCGCGGGCGCAGCAGCAGCAGCAAAGGCUGGAGGUGCGGCGGGUGCUGCCGGCGGUGGUGUUUCGGUCACUAGUGCAGGAUCGUGCGCCGAUCCCACUGGGGCCGUUGGGCUGGGAAAGAAGGGACAGGCGGCUAAGGAGGAGGAUGAGGUGAUGCGACUGGUGGGUGGGGAAGAAGGGGGGGCGGAUGGGGGGGAACCAGGAGGUGAUGCGGCGGAAGGAAGGGAUGUUGGUGUGUUGGUUGAAUUGGGGAACGGGACGGGUAAAACCGAGCGGGAGAAGGGUGCGGGGAAGGGGAAGGGGGAGCGGGGAGGAGAAGGGGAAGGGGGCGGAGAUGAGCGUGGGGGAGAGGGGAAGCAGUGGGACGUGCGAAGGAGGGAGCGGAGGCGGAAGAAGCUGCUGCAAUUCGCGGAGAACACAAGGCCUGCGUAUUACGGCACCUACUCCCUCGCCAGCAGUGGUGUGGUGAGGCCGCGUGCACCGUUGCGCAAGGACCCAGUUCUCAACUACGAUGUGGACAGCGAGGCCGAGUGGGAGGAGGAGGACCCGGCAGGCGAAAGCUUGUCGGAUUCCGACGGAGAGGACGAUCUGGAUAAGAUCGACCCAGAAGAAGGUGGUGAUGGGGAGGACGAGGAGGAGGAGGAUGGAUUUGUGGUGCCAGAUGGUUAUUUGUCAGCGGAUGAAGGGGUGGAUGUCUGCGCUCGUGCCGCCCCUGCUGGUGCUGCUGCUGCUGCUGGUGGUGGUGGUGCUGCUGCUGCGCCUGAUUCCCCUGCUGCCACAGCAGCAAGCAGGGCGGGGGGGGCGACAGGCGCAGGGGGGCCGGAGAGAGGGGAGAAGCACGAAAGGGGGGAUAAGCCGGUGGGGCAAGAGAAAGCUAAGCAGGAGGAAGGAAAGCUAGAAAAGCAGAUUCAGCAGCAGCAGCAGCAACAGCAGCAGCAGCAUCUGCGAUACUUGCAAGCCCUGGCAGUGCAAGUGCUUGAACCAACCAUGCUCAUAUCCCUGCCCCUCCUUCCCACCGCUCCAUCUCCAUUUCAACCGCGCAAACGUCAGCAUGUGGUGCUGCCUAAGUGGGGUGGCAAGCGCAAGAGAGAGGCAGGGCCUGGCGCAAUCCGCAGCAGCAGCACAGUUCCUGUAGGGGACACAGGGGCCUUGGGACCCACAAAAGACACAGGAACCGCAGAUGGUGUAGGGAAUGUAGGGAACGCAGCGAGUGCAGGGAACGGAGGGGGGGCAGAUAAAACAGGAGAGACAGGAGAUGCAGGAGACACGGGAGGGACUGGAACGACUGCGAGCAUAGGAAGAGAGGGGACCACGGAGCAGGAUUUGAACAAGGGCAAGGCAGAGAUGGAUGGAGGGUUUGUUGGAGGCAAGACACAGGAAGCUAUUGAGGGAGGCAAGGCAGAGGGUGGCAUGGGUGUUGACGAGAUGGACAAGACACAGCAUGUGAAGGAGAAGCACGAGGCAUCGGUUUUUAAGGAGGGCUGCAGUAGGUUGGAUAGUGCUGACUUUGCUAGUGCUGAGCCUAAGAGCAGCAGAGAGGGUGUGACGAUUGACAGUGCUGCUACUGCGGAUGACCAACAAGUGCAGCACAGGAGGAAGAGGCGAGCGGUUGGGUGGGGCACCACGACCCAGAUCCUACUCCCUGUACCUCCCCGACGCCCCUCUGCACCGCACCCAACCUGGUUAUCUUCACCACAAGGACAAGCCGCAGCAACAACAGCAACAGCAGCAGCUGUGGCAACUGCUGUAGGGCCGGUUCAGUUUACACCCCUGGGUGCGGGUCUGUGUAUGAGUCCUCACUCUGGCGUGUGUGCCGGCAAUGGCUUUAAGAGGCCUGUAGCUGCUGCCGGUGGUGGUGCCUGUGCAUCUGCUGGUAUAGCAGGGCACAUGCUUACAACCCCUGGGGCAGCAGCAGUGCCAGGGGCUCUGGGCAAGGGUGAUUUGACAACCACUCCUGUGAAACCUCUUACCUCUGCCCCCACACACAUACCCCUUCCUCCCCUCUCUUCCCCUGCCCUCUAUGUUUCGUCCUCACUCCUUUCCCAGCUACUGCUCUUGCUGCUCUAG
Messenger RNA from Closterium sp. Naga37s-1, 3963 nucleotides. Lineage: Eukaryota; Viridiplantae; Streptophyta; Zygnematophyceae; Desmidiales; Closteriaceae. The record is from the annotation of a GenBank genome assembly.